Messenger RNA from Tilletiopsis washingtonensis, 1034 nucleotides. RefSeq lists its product as hypothetical. The record is from RefSeq and is a predicted model, not a curated record. The transcript has a single exon. Gene Ontology annotation, molecular function: N-acylphosphatidylethanolamine-specific phospholipase D activity. The coding region runs from base 107 to 922 and encodes 271 amino acids. Gene Ontology annotation, biological process: N-acylethanolamine metabolic process; N-acylphosphatidylethanolamine metabolic process. NCBI's taxonomy places the organism in Eukaryota, Fungi, Basidiomycota, Exobasidiomycetes, Entylomatales. Gene Ontology annotation, cellular component: cytoplasm; membrane-bounded organelle.
GUCACGGAGAUGGACUGGUGGGACGAGGUGCGGCUGUAUGCACCAGACGCGGACAAGGACGACGCAGAUGCGCCGUAUCUGCGCAUUGUGUGCACGCCGGCACAGCAUGGCUCAGGUCAGUCGACUUCGCGAGCCGACGAGAUGGUCUGUUGACAUAGCUGUGGCAGGGCGGUGCGGACUCGACUCGGGCGUCUCGCUGUGGAGCAGCUGGUACAUGCAGCACGUGCCGCGGCCUGCGCCGCCUGCUGCGUCCCAGCGCUUCUCCGCCUUCUUCGGCGGCGACACGGGCUUCCAGUUCCACGGCGCGCGCGAGGAGGAGGAGGCCAACGCCGCGCUCUCGUCGGCCGCGACGCCGCUGCUGCCGCCGUCGCGCGCCGCGUACCCGAUCUGCCCGCUCUUUGCGCAGGUGCGGCGGCGCCUCGGCGUGCCGGACCUGCUGCUGCUGCCCAUCAGCGUCGGCGCCACGCUCUCCUUUCUCAAGAGCUACGAGCCGCCGCUGCCCGUGGCGCUGAAGCUCUUUCCCAGCAUCAGCGACGGCCUCACGGGCGCCAACCACAUGGGGCCCCGCGAUGCCGUGCGCGCCAUGCGCAUCAUGACGGACGCGCAGCACGGCGAGGCCGACGAGGCGGCCGACGAGGCCGGCGUGCCCGACGACUGGCAGGCGCUCGACGCGACGCCGCCGGCCGUGCGCGCGCCCCGGGCGCCGCUGGCGCUGGCGGUGCACUGGGGCACGUUUGUCGCCGACGCCGCCGAGGCCGAGGCGUCGAUGCGGCAGCUGCGCGAGGCGUGCGACGCCACGGGCACCGGCGGCGUGCGCUUCUGCCGCGGCGCCGCCCAGACGCAGGCGUGGCUUGGCAGCCGCAGCGAGGCCGACGGCGGGGCGUUCGCAGCGCUCGACCACGGCGAGACGGUGUGGCUGUGAGGCGUGUGCGCGCUGGUGUGAUACCCUGCCUGGAAUGCAGCAUCUGCCUGGACGAUGCGCCCAGAGACGUCUGUGAAUGCUCUGCGACGCAGCCUCUUGAUGCCAUGUCGUG